AUGACCAGGAACAACAACAAUAAUAAGAGGAAGAGUAGUGAUAGUAGUGGAAAACAGAAGAAGAGGAAGAUACAAACUGGGGAAUUACCAUCAUCAAUACCUUUGGAUUCAAGAGAUGGAGAAGGAGAAGUGGAUUUCAUUUUGGAAUCAGGAGAUUUUGAAUAUAAACCGGAAUAUGAGGAGUGGAAUCAAGUACCAUCGGAAAAGCAAUUAGUUUUUAGUGUUAUUUGGGGAGUUUUUGCUAAAUGUGCAAGAUGUAAAAUCAAUCAACAUUUGGAUAUGAAUGCUAGUUGUACAAUUAAUCAUGAAACUCUUGGAUCAUGUGCACAUCAAGUAUUUUAUUUGAUGAUGAAGGACUCAAAGGGAGAAUUUCGUAGAUGGUAUCAGGAUGUUUGGUGGAAUGGUAUUAGAAAAAGAAGCAAAUGUAUUCAAUUUAUAUUCCGAAAUUGUUUACCGAAUUUUGAUAAAUAUGAUGAUUGGGGAAUGGUAUUAAUAUUGCACACCAACAACACAUCUCAAUUUGGAACACUCAAAUGUAGACAACAAAUGAAUAUUACUAGAAUGUCAAUAACUUGUAAUAUUGAAACAGGAGAGGUUUGGAGUUCUUUUAGAUUCAAGAAGUCAAUUGAGAAAGUACGAUAA
This is a messenger RNA of Naegleria gruberi, 642 nucleotides long. RefSeq lists its product as uncharacterized. NCBI's taxonomy places the organism in Eukaryota, Heterolobosea, Eutetramitea, Acrasida, Naegleriidae. The coding region runs from base 1 to 642 and encodes 213 amino acids. The transcript has a single exon. The record is from RefSeq and is a predicted model, not a curated record.